Molecule: messenger RNA, 575 nt
Organism: Rhododendron vialii
Lineage: Eukaryota; Viridiplantae; Streptophyta; Magnoliopsida; Ericales; Ericaceae
Product: large ribosomal subunit protein uL14x/uL14z/uL14y-like
Exons: 3
Coding region: 12-362 (116 amino acids)
Biological process (GO): translation
Cellular component (GO): cytosolic large ribosomal subunit; ribosome
Molecular function (GO): structural constituent of ribosome; large ribosomal subunit rRNA binding
Source: RefSeq, a predicted model, not a curated record
CGGUGACGGCGAUGGUGAACUGCGCCAACAACACGGGGGCGAAGAACCUCUACAUCAUAUCAGUGAAGGGGAUUAAGGGGAGGCUCAAUCGAUUACCGUCGGCGUGCAUUGGGGACAUGGUGAUGGCCACGGUUAAGAAGGGGAAGCCCGAUCUGAGGAAGAAGGCCAUGCCUGUCGUCAUUGUGCGGCAGCGCAAGCCGUGGCGCCGAAAGGAGGGCGUCUUCAUGUACUUCAAAGAUAAUGCUGGUGUCAUUGUGAAUCCAAAAGGUGAAAUGAAAGGAUCUGCAAUAACAGGUCCGAUUGGAAAGGAGUGUGUUGACUUGUGGCCAAGGAUAGCUAGUGCUGUGAAUGCUAUUGUUUAGGAGUAUCAAUCCAAAGUGUUUGGAAAAACUGGUUUUGUUCGUCUGCAACUCGAUUUUGCUAGUAUUUGAAAUGGUAUUUUUAAUAGGUGUGGUAAGUGGGUUGGUUGAACUAAGAGACUACCUUUUUUGUUCACAGUUAUUAUGUGAUACUUAAUUUGGUUAUGCUUGUGUUUCUUGUUUGUUGGUAGUUUUUUUCCAUGAGGACCAUUUACU